Messenger RNA from Macadamia integrifolia, 1371 nucleotides. RefSeq names its product protein FAR1-RELATED SEQUENCE 5-like. The record is from RefSeq and is a predicted model, not a curated record. The transcript has a single exon. The coding region runs from base 1 to 1371 and encodes 456 amino acids. Gene Ontology annotation, biological process: regulation of DNA-templated transcription. NCBI's taxonomy places the organism in Eukaryota, Viridiplantae, Streptophyta, Magnoliopsida, Proteales, Proteaceae.
AUGAACAUAUAUUUGGUUGAUGAGGGAAAAUACAAGUGCCAUGACUUUGUGAGAGAACAUAAUCAUGAGCUUCAUACUACAUCAACAGUUCAUAUGAUGCGUUCACAAAGGAAUAUGUUAGACAUACAUAGGUAUGAAAUUGAUUUGGCAGAUGACUCGGGAAUCAGGCCUAGAUCCACAGUUGAGUUGAUGGGUAGGCAUGCUGGUGGGAUUGAAAACCUAAGCUAUAUGACUCAAGAUGUUAGGAAUUAUCUUCGCACUAAAAGACAACGUGCCUUAACAUAUGGUGAAGCAGGUAGUUUGAUGAAGUACUUUGUUACCCAAACUAGGAACAACCCAUCUUUCACAUACUCAUUUCAGCUGGAUAGUGAAGAACAAAUAACUAACAUAUUUUGGGCUGAUCCAAAGAUGAUCAUUGACUACACACAAUUUGGAGAUGUAGUCAGCUUUGACACUACAUUUCGCACCAACAAAGAGUGUAGGCCGUUUGGGUUGUUUGCUGGAUUCAAUCAUCAUAGAGGGUGCACCGUAUUCAGGGCUGCACUUUUAUAUGAUGAGACAGUGGAAUCUUUCAAAUGGUUGUUUGAGGUAUUUGCUGAAGCACAUGGUGGAAAGAAGCCUAUAACUAUCUUCACGGACCAAGACAAAGCUAUGGCUAGAGCAUUAAAAGAAAUGUGGCCUCAGACAUGGCACGGAUUGUGUACUUGGCACUUAAUGCAGAAUGGCAUUACGCAUUUGGGUCAUAUGAUGAAGGAUGGCUCUCAUUUUCUUACAAAUUUAAAGAAAUGCAUAUACGAAUACGAUGUGGAAGAUGAAUUCGAGACAGCAUGGUUUAAUUUGUUGGACGAGUAUGAUGUUAAGAAUAAUGAAUGGUUGCAGCGCAUAUAUGGGCUUAAAAGUCAAUGGGCGAGGUGUUAUGUGAAAAAUACAUUCACAAUAGGCAUUCGAAGUACACAGCUCAGUGAGAGUCUCAACAGUGACUUGAAGGACUAUUUGAAGUCAACUUUGGAUGUUGUGCAAUUUUUUAAACACUUUGAGAGAGUUCUUAACCAGAAGCGUGGUAAUGAAUUAAAAGCAGAAUUUGAUGCACGGAACAAGAUGCCACGACUUGCAAAUUCAAUGUCUAUUGUACAGAAACAAGUUGGGGAACUCUACACUCCUGUUAUUUUUCAGUUAUUUCAAGAGGAAUACAAUUGGAUGACUGUUUGCACCAUUAUAAGUCGAACUGAUGGGAAUCCCUACAUUUAUUUUCGGGUUGGGAUUUAUGAAGCAGACUGUGAGUAUAAAGUAUGUUGUAACCCACUUCAAGGAAUUGUAGCAUGCUCUUGCAUGAAUUCGAGACUGAUGGUAUUCUGUGUUGUCAUUGUUUGA